AUGUCUUUGUCAAGCGCAGCCACUCCCCUACCCUCAGCAACGCCCUCGAGAUCUAAUUCCGAGCGCACUACCCCGAGCAAUAAUGCAGACGAGCUUCUAGCAUCCCAAAUACGCGCGUUCAUCACUGCAUCGGAGGAUGUAGAUAUUGAUGUGGAGACAAUUGAGGACCUUAUGAAGGUUUUCCCUGACUCGGCCAGUCGCGGGGAGGACGCCAGUGAUAAAUCUGAAGCUGACGUUGAUAUUGAUACGAACGACGAUGCAUUAGAGAUAGAUAUCAUGGAUGCUAAGGCUAGAACGAAUGGUUUUGUCAAAGCAUUAGAAACUUGGUCCGCACAGGAAAUACGCAUGAUGAUGCGCCACUUGAAGGAAUAUGGAAUGCAGUCGUGGCUCAAUGAAUACGUCCAAGUAAGGAAGUACUCAAUCCCAAACUUGCUGAACGCCUUUGGAAUCAAUCUGUGCCCAGAGCUAUCGUCCUUGAAUGAGAAGGCAAUGUUGUAUUUUCUCAAAGUUGCCAUGUCGAGGGAGCUCAGGCUCAGAGAAAAGCUGCCCCAAUAUAACACUGUCGACGACGCCGUGCAACUCAUUCAAUCGAGUAGACGGAUCAUAAUCCUUACUGGUGCUGGCAUCAGUGUCUCGUGUGGUAUUCCCGACUUCCGCUCUCGAGAUGGGUUGUAUGCUUCCUUGAAGGAUUAUGACUUGGACGAUCCUCAGCAAAUGUUUGAUAUCAACUAUUUCCGCGAGAACCCAUCUAUCUUUUAUUCAUUUGCAAGGUCGGUGGAUGCAUUCUUCAUGGAAAUGGCGUAUUCAUUCCCAAACAGUCAGAUAUAUCCUUCCAAUUUUGUACCGUCGCCUUGUCAUAAGUUUAUCAAGCUUGUAGAGGAUCGCGGCAAGAACUAUACCCAGAACAUUGACACUCUCGAGACUCUCGCUGGCGUGAAGAACGUCCUUCAAUGUCACGGCUCAUUCGCCACGGCGACGUGCAUCCAAUGCCACACCCACGUCCCAGGCUCCGCUAUCGAAGCCGAUAUAAUGAAGCGCCGCGUUCCAUUGUGCCGCGUCUGCAACCCCUCAGCAGACUCGAACGCGAAGUCUAGCCCAUCGCAGACCCCCAAGAAGGCGAAGGCGAAGCAUAGGAGCAAGAAGAAACAAAGAGGCGAGUGGGAUAGUCAGGAUGAGGAUAAUAGCGACGACCCAGAGUAUCCACCUGGGAUUAUGAAGCCGGACAUUACGUUCUUUGGUGAAAAGCUCACGUCCGACUUCGACCACUCGUUGGAGGCGGAUAGAUCUAAAGUCGAUUUAUUACUUGUGAUUGGAACCUCGCUGAAGGUCGCCCCCGUUGCUGAUAUCUUGUACCACCUCCCGCAUUCUGUUCCACAAAUCCUCAUCAACAAAACACCUAUCAAACAUAUCAACCCGGACGUGAUCCUCCUUGGCGACGCCGACGCCAUCGUGCAUCAUAUCUGCCAGAAACUUGGUUGGGAUUUAUCGCCGUCAUCCUCGCCAUCUCCCUCCCCUUCAGCAACGGCAGCAGUACAGUCUGACGCAAGUACUGCGGGUCCUAGCUUAGCUUCAGGUUCCACCCUUCGCUUCCAGCCUCCUCGCGGUAACGGGAACUUGAAGAAGCGGUCACUGCCCGAUUUACCUUCGCAUCAAGAGCCGGAGAGGGUUGGGAAUAGUCAUGUAUGGUUGUUUAGCGGUGCUGAGGGUGGAAAGUGGCUUGAGGAGAGGAAGGCUCAAUGGACGGCGGAUGUUACAAGCCAGGAGACAGCCCAUACACAAACACCACGAGAGGCAAAGAAGCCGAGAACUCAGUAG
Pleurotus ostreatus (oyster mushroom) is the source of this 1815-nucleotide messenger RNA. RefSeq names its product NAD-dependent histone deacetylase sir2 (gene SIR2). Lineage: Eukaryota; Fungi; Basidiomycota; Agaricomycetes; Agaricales; Pleurotaceae. Gene Ontology annotation, molecular function: NAD+ binding. The record is from RefSeq and is a predicted model, not a curated record. The coding region runs from base 1 to 1815 and encodes 604 amino acids. The transcript has 15 exons.